AUGGCUGUGGUCUUGGUCCUCUGGCUCCUCCUGGGCCAGGCCACGGGGGACCCAUGCUACGACCCAGGGGGCCGCCCCCGCUUCUGCCUCCCACCGGUGACCCAGCUGGCCAGUGGUCCGCCGGCCUCCUGCCCCCAGGCCUGUGUGCUCUCCCAAGGGACCAGCCCCAGGGCCCUCUGCAAUGAUAGCCUGAUCCUGGCGCUGGGGGGGACCUUCCUUUUGACGUCCGUCAGUCUGCGCUUCUGCACCCCAGGCCCCCCGGCUCUGGUCUUGUCCAGCGCCUGGGCCGCCGGGGGUCCCUGGAAGCUGCUGUGGCGCAGGCCUGCCUGGUCUGGUGCCUUAGGAGGCCCGGAAAGAGUGACCUUCCGCCCCUCACCGGGUCCUAAGUCCAGGGUGGUGGCCAGUCACCUUCGCGUGGAGGUCGGAGGCUGGACAGGUCUGGCAGCAGCCGGGGUGAGAGGCCGCUGCCAGUGUCACGGUCACGCUGCGCGCUGCGCCGCCAGGGCCCAGCCCCCGCGCUGCCGCUGUCGCCACCACACCACCGGCCCCGGCUGUGAGAGCUGUCGCCCGUCCCACCGCGACUGGCCCUGGCGGCCUGCCACACCCCGACAUCCGCACCCCUGCCUGCCCUGCUCCUGCAACCAGCACGCCCGGCGCUGCCGGUUCAACUCCGAGCUGUUUAGGCUGUCGGGCGGCCGCAGUGGGGGUGUGUGUGAGCGCUGCCGCCACCACACAGCUGGGCGGCACUGCCACUACUGCCAGCCAGGCUUCUGGAGGGACCCCAGCCAGCCCAUCACCAGCCGCAAGGCCUGCAAGGCCUGCCGGUGCCACCCUAUCGGCGCCAUAGGAGGCGCCUGUAACCAGACCAGCGGGCAAUGCUCCUGCAAGUUGGGCGUCACGGGCGCGACAUGCAAUCGCUGUGGUCCCGGCUACCAGCAGAGCCGCUCCCCCAGAAUGCCCUGCCAGAGAGUCCCUGAGGCAACGACGCCCCUGGUCCCCACGCCCGGUGCCCACAGCUCUGACCCUCAGUGUCAGAACUACUGCCACCUGCCAGACAAGAGCGUCCACAUGAGCCUCAGCAGGUUCUGCCAGCAGGACUACGUGCUCCGCGCGCAGGUGCUGGCGGCCGAGGCGGCGGGCCCGGCGUGGCGGCGGCUGGCGGUGCGCGUGCUGGCCGUGUACAAGCAGCGGCCAUCGCAGCCCGUGCGUCCCGGCGGCCAGGACGCCUGGGUGCCCGAGGCCGACCUGGCCUGCGGCUGCCUGCGCCUGCUCCCCGGCGCCGAUUACCUGCUGCUGGGCGGCGCGGCCGACGGCCCGGCCCCCGCGCGCCUCGUGCUGCACCGCCACGGCCUCGCGCUGCCCUGGAGGCCGCGCUGGGCCCGGCCGCUGCGGCGGCUGCAGCAGGAGGAGCGCGCCGGGGGCUGCCGCGGCCUGCAGCCCCGCACCCCGAGACCCGGGCCGGCGCCCUAG
Messenger RNA from Ochotona curzoniae (black-lipped pika), 1470 nucleotides. It is a transcript of the gene NTN5, whose product is annotated as netrin 5. Bases 1 to 1470 code for a protein of 489 amino acids. The record is from RefSeq and is a predicted model, not a curated record. The transcript has 6 exons. NCBI's taxonomy places the organism in Eukaryota, Metazoa, Chordata, Mammalia, Lagomorpha, Ochotonidae. Gene Ontology annotation, molecular function: protein binding.